This is a messenger RNA of Rotaria sordida, 1338 nucleotides long. The record is from the annotation of a GenBank genome assembly. NCBI's taxonomy places the organism in Eukaryota, Metazoa, Rotifera, Eurotatoria, Philodinida, Philodinidae.
AUGGCAAAGAAAAGCAAAGAUGCAACAGCUUCUACAGCUAAAAAAGAAGCUAAAGUUAAAGGUCCUACAGAUCCUAUUGCUAUAAGAAAUCUUGUACGUUUAUUAAAUAUACUUGCAUUAUUAUUAGCAAUAAUAGCAUUUAUUCUUCAAUUAUUUGCUGUUAUAACUCAUCAUUGGAAAUGGCAAACAACUAAUCUUCAUUCAAUAUAUGCACAUAGAGAUCGUGCUGUUCAAAGAAAUGUUUAUGAUGAUAGUCGAAUUGAACAACGUUAUGGUUUAUAUACACGUGAUGUUAAAGUUUAUGCUAAUAAUGAUGAACAACUUGAUGCUCUUGCAAGUACACGUUUUCCAAGAUUAGAUAAUGGUGAUGAGGAUUUACAUAGAUGUUUAGGACAAACAUCUACACUUCGAGGUGCAUUACUUACAUGUGCUGAUCGUAUUAUUUCACCAGAACAAUGCCAUUGUCGACGAUAUCCACAUUGGAAUGCAAUAAUUUUUUUUGAAAUUACUGCAUUAAUAUUACUUGGUCUUGUUGUUCUUAUAUCUGCAUUACUUUCAACACAAUUUAGUGCUUUACUUAAAUUAAUUGGUGUUGCUUUAUCAUUUCUUGCUUUUCUAUUUUUAUUAAUUGGUCUUAUUCUACUUCUUAGUUAUCUUAAACGUGAAACACGUACAAUUGCUGAUACAUUUCCUCAUCUUCAUUCACGAUUUGCUCAUCAAGUUGCUCGAACUUAUCCAGCAUCAUCACAUAAAAUUGUUCGUCGUCAAGCACAUGAAACUUAUCGAGCAUAUCCUUUAUCAGCUGGUCAACGUCCAUUUAAUCAAACACAUUUUUAUCAAUAUCUUGAAAAUACAAAUCAAUGGAUUCUAAGACCUUAUUCUGAUUAUAAUAAUAUUCCUUAUGAACCACGUUCACAACCCAUUGUUACUCAACGUGUAACACCUGCACCAGUUGCAUAUAAUCCAUAUGGUCCAUCGCUAGGUUAUGAUCAAGUUUUUGAACAUACAGAUGCUUGUAUUGGUUGGUCAACUGUAUUAUCAAUACUUGCUAUGAUACUUGCAUUACUUGUACCAUUAAUUCUUGCUUUUUCAUGGCUUACAGCUAAAAAAUUAGGACCAGAAAUAAAAACAGUAACAACAACAACUGUUAAAACUGAAUAUGUACCAGUGCCACAAGAAGUUCAUGUUGAAACAGUACCUUUAACAAGAGCAGUUAUCACUGAAGGAGUUCGACCUGGACCUUAUGAUAUUCAUAGUGGACGACAAGAACCAGUUGUUAUACAUGAUGUUGUUAUUCGUGAUGAUCGUCCGUUAGCAACACACACACAUCGUACAUAA